CUCAGCCUUCCCCAGGGCUGGGGCUCACCUAAUCCCCACAGUGGGAGUCGGGGGCAUCCACGCCUGUGCCGAGGUCUAGGGUUGCACAGUGGUGAUUUCACACUCUGUAGCAUGUGCAGCUGAGGCAGGCAGCGAGGUCAGCUUGGCAGCCGCUCCCUCUUCAGCCUGGAUCUGGCCUCAGGCAGCCGGUGCCCCCGGACCGAGGAAGGGAUGGCAGAACAAGAAGGCAGUGGGCUGCAGGUCCUGCUGAGUACGCUUCAGAGCUCCUCAGACAAGGCAGCCAUCCUGACCAUCCUUCAGCUCCUUGGAGAUCUGCUUUCUGUGGGGACAGACCGGAGGAUUCACUACAUGAUCAACAAGGGUGGAAGUGAAGCCCUCCUGAAGACCCUCGUGGAUACUUCGAGGACAGCUUCUCCUGACUAUGACAUUCUUCUGCCUCUUUUCAGGCUGCUGGCCAAAGUGGGUCUCAGAGAUAAAAAGUUUGGGCAGAAGGCACUAGAAUUGGAAGCACUUGACGUGACACUGAUCCUGACCAGGAAAAACCUGUCCCACAGCCAGAACCUCCUGCACUGUCUCUGGGCUCUGCGUGUGUUCGCCUCCAGUGCCACAACAGGAGCCAUGCUGGGGAUUAAUGGAGCAAUGGAACUGCUUUUCAAGGUCAUUACUCCUUAUACCCGAAAGCGCACACGAACAAUCAGGGCAGCCACUGAAGUUUUGGCAGUAUUGCUGAAAUCCAGGUCAAACAGCCGCAGGGCAGUGAACAGAGGGUAUGUCACCAGCUUGCUCAGGCUACAUCAAGACUGGCACAGCCGUGACACAACCAACACCUAUGUGCUUAUCCGCCGGGGGCUUCUGCUCUGCCUCAAGCGGAUCGUCACCCUCUCGUCUGGCAGGGAGGCCUUCCUGGCGGCCCAGGGCAUGGAGACCCUCUUCAGCAUCACACAGAACUGCCUGGACAACGAAAGCAUGGAGCCUGUCAUCUCAGCCGUGUUUCAGAUCCUGAGGCAGUGCUACCCGAAGAGUCCCCUUCCCUUGGUCACAGCCUGCAGUGCCUAUGCCUUCCCAGUCCCUGGGAACAUCCACUCUGUACCCCCCUGUGCUGCUACUGAAGAGGAUUUUGAAGAUGAAGGUGAUGAGAUGGAUAAAGACUCAGAUUUGGAAGAUGCGAAAGAGCAAGAUGAUGACUUGGAAACUGACAUGGAAAAGCUGAGCUUCAAGCCUGGUCUUGACAGACCUGAAGAGGAACUGAAGCAAUAUGAGGCCAUGUGUCUUGAGCUCUCUUAUGGCUUUAAGGAACUGGAGCCCAAACUUGGACAUGAUUUGAACUUUGAAGACAUUCAGUCUGCCAAUCGCGACCACAUUCCAACUGCUGCCUCCCCAAAGCAGCACUGCAUGCAUAAGGACCAAAUCUCCUGCGGAAAGGAAAGAGAAGACACAGUCCAGGCUUCUGUUCUGAGCGUGGUGAAGAUGGGUAGAUCUGCCGCACAUCUGUCCUCCAAAACAAGGCUUGUCAUGAACACAUACCAAAAUGCGCCCCCUAAUGGUCUUGGGAUAGAUUCUCUUGGAAAUGAUAUCUCUGAUGUUCACCAUUUUCUGGAAGAGGACCUAGAAGCCUUUUCUUGCCCAAGGUUGAAUGCCUCCUUUUCCAAUUCCACAAGGCCCAGAGACACUGUUGACGUAAUUGAUAAACUUCUGCACACACAUGCCAAGAAUAUUCCUUUCCAUGACCCCUAUCUUUACAUGGCCAAAGCCAGAAGAACCAAGUCUGUGGUGGAUUUCAAGAUGCUGGCAUUUCCUGAUCUCUGGGGACACUGUCCACCUCCCUUUUCCCAGUCCAUGUUGGGCCGCAAAUGUGGAGUUCAAAGGAUCAAGAUAUCUGAGGAUGUCCGGAGGCUCAUCCAGCCCAGCGAUGUUAUAAACAGAGUCGUGUUUAGUUUAGACGAGCCUUGGCCUUUACCAGACAAGGCUUCCAAUUGCCUAAGGUUCUUCUCUAAGUUCGAGUCAGGAAAUCUUCGCAAAGCCAUCCAAGUGCGUGAGUUUGAGUACGACCUGCUGGUCAAUGCCGAUGUGAACAGUGCCCAGCACCAGCAGUGGUUCUACUUCAAGGUGAGCGGCAUGAGGGCUGCCAUCCCUUACCGCUUCAACAUCAUCAACUGUGAGAAGCCCAACAGUCAGUUCAAUUAUGGGAUGCAGCCGACCCUAUAUUCUGUGAGGGAGGCCCUUCUUGGCAGAUCCUCCUGGAUACGGACAGGACAUGACAUCUGUUAUUACAAAAAUCAUUAUCGACAGAGUGCAGCUGUCAUGGGCGGAGCAUCUGGGAAGUGCUAUUACACCCUCACCUUCGCUGUCACCUUCCCACACAGUGAGGAUGUCUGCUACCUGGCCUACCACUAUCCCUACACAUACACGGCCCUCAUGACUCACCUUGAGAUCCUGGAAAAAAGCAUCAAUCCCAGAGAAAUCUACUUCCGGCAGGAAAUUCUCUGCCAGACACUGGCUGGGAAUCCAUGUCCACUGGUUACCAUCACAGCCACGCCAGACUCUAAUAGCGCUGACAAUCUGGAGCAGUUCCGACACCGCCCCUAUCACGUGAUCACUGCCCGAGCUCACCCUGGAGAGAGCAAUGCCAGUUGGGUGAUGAAGGGCACCUUGGAGUUCCUCAUCAGCAAUGACCCUGUGGCAAGGCUCUUGAGGGAAAACUUCAUUUUCAAGAUCAUCCCCAUGCUAAAUCCAGAUGGAGUCAUCAAUGGCAAUCACAGAUGCUCCCUGAGAGGGGAAGAUUUGAACAGACAGUGGCUCUCUCCCAAAGCCCACCUCCAGCCAACGAUUUACCACGCCAAAGGACUCCUCCACUACCUGAGCAGCACUGGUCGGGGGCCUGUGGUCUUCUGUGAUUUUCACGGUCACUCCCAAAAGAAGAAUGUGUUCAUUUAUGGCUGCAGCAUCAAGGAAACCUUGUGGCAAGCAAACUGUACCGUGGGCGCAUCCGCUCUCUUGGAGGACGUCAGUUACAGGACUCUUCCCAAAAUUCUUGAUAAGCUAGCACCUGCGUUCACAAUGAGCAGCUGCAGCUUUCUUGUGGAGAAAUCCCGAGCCUCCACUGCCCGGGUGGUGGUGUGGAGAGAGAUGGGCGUGUCUAGAAGCUACACCAUGGAGAGCAGCUACUGUGGCUGCAACCAGGGCCCCUACAAGGGUCUACAGUUCGGUACCAGUGAGCUGGAGGAGAUGGGAGCCAUGUUCUGCUUGGGCCUCCUCAUCUUGGAACUCAAAUCUGGAAGCUGCAGCCAUCAACUCCUGACUCGAGCCUCAGCCCUUCUGAAUGCUGGAGAAGAUGCUCUGGACCACCAUCUUCAGCGGUGCAGCAGGAACAACAACACAGAACUCGACGACGAGCCGGCCUGCAUGGAGGAGGUUGACUACAAUUCAGAUGGCAGCUCAGACCAGGAAGGGAGCAUUGCUGAGUUAGACCGGCAGAUCCAGGAGUGUACCUUCAAUCAGGAUGAGGGAGAAGAAGAGGAGGGUACAGAGCAGAGCAGAAACACUGUCCUGUAGUCCUGAAGUUCAUGGAACAUUCUGUUUGCAGACACUGGACUCAGACACACACAGUGUGAAACGGCUGGUCUGUGUGAGGUUCUGAUUUUGUUCUAGCUCCCUUUGCAUAAAAUCUGGGUACUUCAUGAUUGUAACAUUUUUCUACACUGCUGUACUGCCUAUGCAUGUUGCCAUUGCAAUUAGAAUGGGACCCCAUAGUACAGGAUUUCCACGGGGCCUCUCCACCCAACAUUGAGCUCUCCUGUAUUUCCAUGCUUGAAGCUGAAGCCAACUGCAAACAGAGGGGUGGGGCUUUCUUCCUGGCUUCUCAGCCAUAGCUCUAUGUGACUUUCCAUACAUGAGUGCUACGUCUACCAUAGCAUGUGAGCUUUCUAGAACGAAUGUGAGCCUCACUGAAACUCUGAGGGUUCUGGAAGGGCCAGAAGGUACUGGAUGAUUGAACAUAAAAGGCUGUGCAGUCAAGUAAUUGCGAGUGUCAUCCUUCAGGUCUGUAAUAGUAUAGGUUUUAUGGAUUUAGUACAGGCCAGAAUAGAUUCUAGGGAAUAAAAGAUGGUCACUGGUCCUCACAAAUUUCAAAACCCUGCAUAUUCAGUCCAUUAAACCUGUGCUGGAAGACAGCAUAGUACACUGGAAAAUGCAUUCACUUCAGAAUCAGACAGACAGAUGAGGCUCAUAUCCUGAAUCUGGCAUUACUUAUUAUGAAAUCUUAGGCAAGUAAUUAGAUCUCUCCAAAUUUCAGGGUUUUUAUACUCUCAAUAAGAAUGAGUGUCUAUAUACCAUGAAGUUACCCUAAAGAUGAACAGAAUAUAAAAGUGUGCAGUUUGGCAUAUGCUGCAAAAUAGUGUUGGCUUUUUCCCCUCCACAAGACAAAGAAUUCUAUGUAAGUAUUCCCACCGUUACAAAAAAUGUUCUCUUGGGCCAUAUGAUUAAGAGAUAUUCUUACUGGAAGGAAUCUGGAAAGGAAGUUACAUGGGGGAAGAGCCUAGGAGACUGAAUGCCUUCAGAGCCUUUCUGUGUGUAGUGGGAAGCAGCUCAGAGGCAUGACUGGUGAGGUCAGGAAGGCAGAUAGACAUUGGGAGGUGAUAUGAAGAAUGUGUGCUAAGGCUAAUAGGGGUGUACUCAAUGUCAUAUGUAUUUAACCAAAAUUAGAUUUAGAUAUUUAGAGAUGGAAAAUUCAAAAUACUAGUAGCUUUGUCAAGAUAUAAGUUUUCUUUCAUGUAUCACUUCUUGGCCUUUUGGCUAAGAUCAAGUGUAGUUUUCUUUCAUGUAGAAUUUCACAUGUAUGUCCAGAGGCCAGAGCUGGUAUCAUGGCUGCAUGAUGACAGGAACCCAAUUUCUAGUCCUCUAGCUCUACUGUGUGUUGCUUCUACUCCUGACCUAGCAUUCCUGGAACAGCAUCAGCUUUUCUCUCUGCAACUCAGACAGAAGCAAAAAGGAUACCCCCAAACCGGGCAUGAUUCCUACUUUUCGAAAGACUAUACACGGUAUUUGCCCUUGAUCCCACCAGCCAGAAAGUAGUCCUAUGGCCAAAAGUAACUGCAGGAGAGAUUGGAAAAUAUAGUCUUUAUCUGAGAUGGACCCAGUUGAAAUUUAAAGUUUUAAUGCUAAGGGAAAGGCAAAUAAAAUAGUGCAUAUUGGGUGAUCAUAUAUCUUAAAAAGAGAUUUUGCCUGAUAUACCAUUGACCACCCAGAGAGUUUUGGAAAAAUUCAAAUAAUUCCAGAGAAAACAUGCAGUGUUCUGUUCCUCUUGAUUAGCAGAAAAAUGCUGAUCAAAAUCUUGCCACAGUUUAAACAUAAGAUAUAAUAAAAAGGCAUACGUGUUGUGAUUUAGGGAAUUGAUAUCAUUAUUGAUAAUCUUUUCUGUCUCCAACUAUUUUACAAAUUUUCUUCCUGCAGCCCAGAAAUUUCAGAGCAAUGCUUCAUAUUAAGACAAUCACAUUUCCAUGGCAUAUGUAAGAAGUUUAAAGGAAAUAACAAGACACUGAAUUCAGAUUCUAAACUAACAGCAUCCCUUAACUGUUCCCACAUACAUUUUUGCCAAUGUUAAAUAGAGGAAUGCAUAAUUCUCCUGUUUCUCCGCUGCUUUAAGGAGUCAAGGAAAUAAUACUGCUGAAAUGUAGAUGCGGGGGAAGGGGUAGGAGCAAUACUAACUCAUUGUCCACAAUUAAUACCUCAGCCCAAAUUAAUUUUUGCAUGCUCAUGAGAAAAAGGGACAGUAACAGCUAAGUUUCAAUGAGGAAACUUUUGAAAAAAUCAGGGACUUGUAAUAUUAUAUUAUAAAAUAAUAUUGGUCUAUCUAUACAACAAAAGUAAACUAAUUGUCCACUGUGUGUCCUGCACUUUAUUAAUUCAUACAAAAUUUACUGUGGACUCAAGUUACUGUAACUUGAUAAGAAUAGUUAACAUUUUAAUUUAGUACAGGGACAUAUAGCUAUGUGAAGGAUAAUAUGGAGCUAUGUAAAGGAUAAUAUGCAAAACAUUUAAGAUUUCAUUGAUAAAAGUCAGCUACAAGAAAUUUCAAGUAGUUGUCACUUAGAAAAUUUAGUUGUGCAUGAGUCUACAGGUAAAACGUGGGGAAAUACAUGCUAAGAAAUAGAGAGAGCUGAGAAAUAGAGACCUGUAGUGAAGUUUAGAUGUGGACUAAAACGUUCAGUGUUACUGGUUAAAGGAUACAUUUGCAUAUUGAGAAAGGAGGAAAGUAACAAGAGAUUAAAUAGAAAAACUAGAUAACAGUCAGAUUUAAUAAUAUUAGUUGUGCCCUGAUGAAGGGACUAAACUUAAUUCUGAAUGUGACAGGGGAGAUCUACAAGACUUUCCAGCAGAGAUGUGUCAAGAACUGGGCUCAACACCAGCAUGUAUGCUUCAGUACCGUAGUCCCAACCUGCUCAUGCCCUACAGUUUGGCAUUUGUGCGGGGGUUGGUUGUUCACCAGCGUGAGGCUAUCCCAGGCUGUGAUAUUAUGACAUUUGAAGAACAGAAUAUUUGCAGUGAGGUGAAGAUUAUGGGUGCCACUUGGGGCCAUGCUGACUGUUGGAAACCAACAAGAUGCUGAACUGGAAAGGACCCCAACAAGCUGCAGGUACAUCAGGAAAUGGAAGCAGAAGAAGUUUAUCUACAGAAGCCUGCUUUUAUUGUCCCCUCCUGGCACACAUACUACUUGUUGAGUCACACAACACCCUAAGUAUACCUCCUUGAUUUAUUAAACCAUCUCACAUAUUUCCCUUGUCUCUGAUCAGCUUCUCCUCUUCCAUGACCCUAUGUGGGGCAAUCAAAACCAGUUCAGAUUCACCUUUGUCCCAUAGAACCUGUUCUACACACCCAAGCCAAGUUACAUAACCUGUGCACCAUUGCAGUAUUUAUACAUUUAUUUUGCGGCACAUUUACCAUUUCCAACUUGACUUAUAUGCUUUGUAUACCCUCACCUCAGGCAGUAUUGAGUAGUGAGCUCUAAAAUGCAUGAGCCUGCUGUUAGUUUUGCAUCUCUCAUUGCAUGGAGCAGACUUUUUGACAUGUUGAAGGUGUUCACGGAAAUGUGUUCCCCUACUUGACCUCUAGCUUCCAAACCAGACAUUUAACAUCUUAAGGAAAUCUCAUAUAUUUCUUUGAAUUUCUUUGAUUUUCCAUCUUCAAUCAGAGUUGGUGCUACAUGAAAGAAAAAUAGUUUCACUAAAAGGGCAUCUUAUAAAGGCAUAGUGCCUCUCCAGCAGGCUGUUGCCAUGGAAGACAGCUUCCAGGGUGAGGCAUGCUUGCGAAGGAGCCUGGUGGCCUUGUCUUCACCUGUAUAAAGCAAACAUUUAGACACAGCAGUGACAAUGGAAGGACAGCAUCUCUGUGUUUCCCUGCUGGCUGGAGCAUGUAUCCAGGUGCUCUGGACCACGCGCUCACUUCGGCAGGAACUGGCUGUGCAGCUCAGGGUGCUUUGUGCCAGCUUGGCUGCCUGCACGCUUCUUGCAGUCCCAUCGGUGAGUAUCAGCAUCCAAGAAUUCCAUUCACUGGCUCCGGGUUCUUCUAAGCCUCCAGAAAAAGAAUUGACAGCCACAAAGAACGUGUGAGACUGACCUGACCCCUGAGUUCCAAGCUCACAUCGAGGGCUGCCAACACCAGAAGGUCACAUUAAAUCCUUAACAGGGGGAGAAAUUCACAUGUGCAGCUUCCGUUUAUCAGCCUGGAAAACUUAGCUGUGGAGUUGAUUUCAUAUUCCAAGAGGAGCCUCUGCCACAUGACAAGAAAAGAGGUUUCUAUGGAAUGCCUGCCAUGUCAUCUCGUUAGGAACUCAGCACAGUGACCUACGCGGUGGGUCUGACCAUUUGGGUUAGCGUUAGUGAUGGAUUUAUUUUGUACUGCUGGUACUCUUCACUCUGGCUCCCAAAAGCUUGCAUCUUAGAAAGACACAUAGACAGUAGCAUGCUACUCACCACCAGAGUUUUUUGGACAACAAUAACUCCUCAGUUCUGGAGUUGCUGCUCUCUGCCCCACAGAGGUCCUCUUUUGUUUGUGUUGCAAACUGGCUUCAUGCAUGCCCACCUGAUUCUUGAUUAAAAAAAAAAAAAGUAUUAUCUAAAUAAAAGUGAGUGUUAAGAAAGGACUUUGAAAAUAAAAGUGGGUUGGCUUGAAUCCUUUCAGUGGCUAAUAAUAAAAUAACUUAAUAACUAAUAAUAUAAAACAUUUGUUACAUAUGUGCCAACAUAGGCUGAAAUCCCUACCACACCCUACCAACACACACACACAUGCACACACACAGAAAGUGAGAGAAAGACAGAAAGAGAAAGAGAGAGAGAGAGAGGGCAAGUAUGGGGAUUAAGGAAAACAAUAAAGGAUGACAGAAGUUUUAUCAUCAGUCACACAUUUAUAAAGGCCGGAGGUGGCUAGGGAUGAUUUUAGGCCAUCCUCUCACACAGAAACAGAUAGAGAUCUUCCAGGUAUAAGGAAAGGUUCAUCUCUCAUUAUUAUGUCACAAACUGGUCUCCAAAUGUUUUGUGUAUUUCAGGUUCAUUUGGGUCACAAAGCAAAAUAGGUUCAGACCCCUUGGGAGAGAAUGCAGUCUGUUGCAAAAUUACUGAAUUAACUACGUCUAGGUCUAUAACAAGCUACCACACAAAGGAGGGUGCUGGGCUGGUGACAUACCUGAACCAAACUGAAUCUUCUACACUGGGGGAUUCCCGUGAUCUUUUAUGCUCUGUAAAGCCUUCGGGGCUUAAAAUGAUUUCUUGGUAACAGACAAGUAUUAUGACCAGCCCCCUGACAAAAUAAUAAAAUUUACACAUGAUUCUUUGGAGCAAUCCAGCUGAAGUGUUUGAGUUUGACAGGGCAAGAUAAGACAUGGCACCAAGAUCCAUUCUGUAGCACCUGUGCAGAAAUGUGAGGAAGCCAAGAAGACAAAAGGUCUGCCAUCCAAGCAUCCAGAGUGUGGAGGUUACAUAAACCAAUGUUCUUAGACAGAAUAUCAAUAGGUCCCAGCCACAUUCCGGUCUAAAUAGGAUAUUAGUUUAGAAGGUAUCACUAAGGAGACAUCUGCCUGGUUCCCUGCUCCUCUCAGGCAAUUGCAUAAUCGCUCACUUAACUCUCACUCCCAACUGUAGGAUAGACUGGCAUUGUGAUUGCCACCUUCAAAACGAAGCUCAGCUAUACUCCCAGUGACAAUUUUAGUGAAGAAUGGAAGUGGAACUGAUCCCAGAGAAGUAUGACUUCCCAAUGCACAGUUGUUCCAUUUCCCCAUAGGAAGUGAUAUAAAUGGUACCACAGCAAUGGGCAAUUGCAGGUAGCAUUAGUGAAUAUGAAUAUUGCUGACAAUAACUGCUUCAGACUACUGUGCAUGUUGCCAUGUUUAUCACUCACAAUACAGCAAAUGAGGUGAGUGAGGUGAGCCCUCCCUCUUAUGGUUAUAUUAUAGGUGAAAGUACUGAUUAUCAUGACUGUCAACUUGAACGGAUUAAGAGACAUCUAGUAGAUUAUUAAAGCAUACUUCUGGGUGUGUCUUUGGGGGUGUUUCCAGAGAUGACUGGCAUGUAGGCCAGCAAAUUCAGUGAGGAAAUAUCCGCACCUGGUUAUAGGUAACACCAUCCAAUAGGCUGAGGACCUGGAUGGAAGAAAAAGAGGAAGCAGGAGGAAGUCAUCCUGUACUUAUAAGCUCAAUCCUAAUUGUCUCUUUUCAUGCUAUCAUUACCUGUGGAUAUCAAACUCUAGCUUCUUGAGCAUUUCACUGCAGAUUCAUGCCAGGGACUCUCCAGAGAACCUCCACACCUUCAGACUCAGAUUGGCCCUGAAUCCUUAAUUCCUCUUGCUCUAGGGCUUCCAGUUUCUUGAACUGAGUAGCUACUGAAUCCUCUGGCUCCAAAGUGUGCAGACGGCCUAAAACAUCCCUUUAUUCUGUUCCUCUGGAGAACCAUAAUCUAUAUAAUUACUAAGUAAUAGAAUCUUGACUUUACUACGUGCAAUCUGUUUGCUAAAGACAUCAAGGAAAAACACCUGUCUUCAAUGACCUCUAAGGACCUAUCUGAGGCCAGGGAACAACUCUGUGCCUCUAGGAAAACAUAUUAUUGUUUGUUGUUUUCAAUAUUUAACCCAAAUAUAAAUAACUUGUUCUCAAUAUCUCAACAGGUUCUAAGUCAGACUUUCGUUAUCUCCACCCACUCUCACUAAAAUCUUCCUCCAAGUUCCUAAGCUUGACCAUGUCAAUGGAAAUCUGAUCCCUGGUGCUCAACCCAAGUCCAGAACAGAUACUCCGCUCUUUACUAAAAGGGUGAAUCUGUCAGUGUGGUCCGGUGUUUCCCUUCGCUUUAGUUUGAACUAAUCCACAGCUUCCUCUGUUUGGGGCAAUUUUCAUCCUGAUUUAAACAACGAUUUCCUCUCAUUCUUCUAAACUUUGUGUUUGCCUCCGCUCCAACUCUUUGAGCAGCAAAAUGGCAUUUGGAAUGAGAACGGAUUUCUAUUUCUGCUGCUGACAUCUGUCAGUGGCUUCUUAUGGUCCUAGGAUAAAUAAAUAUGAGCAGAUCCUGAACCUGAACCCUUGCUGAUUGAGCCUGUUUAUGUUUCUCAUCUCCUUUCUUAACACAAGUACCUGCAUCGUGUGCUUACGUGCAUUCUCCUCCGGGAACAUGGUUUGCUUCUAAAACCUCACAACAUCGUAAAGACAUCCUGUCAGUUUUUGCAUGGUGUUUCCUGUGAGCUCCUCUUUCCUCCCACCAGACUAGUUUUUUGGAGAACAAAGAUGAACUUGUUCACUGCUGCAUCCUGAGAACCCAGCACCUUGCCCAUGACGUAGUGGGCCUUCAUGAAAUAUGUGUUGAAUGAUCAUGAUCUUAAUUUCCACUGCAAGGUCUCCUAAGAAUGACCUCCUACCCGUUGCCUCAGUAACCUAUUAAAUAUGGAUAGCGGUGCUGCAGCGAAGUGGGACACGUGUGUGUCCAGCUGACUCAGAGUAGGAAGGAAGCAUCUAGGAAAAUCCUCCCUCAGCUCUUCGCUGCAGUGCCUCCUGGUCUGUAAUUUUCCAGAAUCAGCUUCCUUUUUCCUCCAAAUGGCCUGUAGAGGUCAGAAAAGGGCCUUGGUUUCCAAUCACCAACUGUCCUCUGUCUCCAUUAGCAUUCGCCCCGGGUGUGUAUAAUUAAGCAAGCCUAGGCUGGGCACAUAGGAACGGAAAUGCAUUGACUUUAAUAAAACAGAGUGUAA
Molecule: messenger RNA, 11217 nt
Organism: Chinchilla lanigera (long-tailed chinchilla)
Lineage: Eukaryota; Metazoa; Chordata; Mammalia; Rodentia; Chinchillidae
Gene: Agbl1
Product: ATP/GTP binding protein-like 1
Exons: 23
Coding region: 211-3552 (1113 amino acids)
Biological process (GO): C-terminal protein deglutamylation; protein side chain deglutamylation; proteolysis
Molecular function (GO): metallocarboxypeptidase activity; zinc ion binding
Source: RefSeq, a predicted model, not a curated record